Messenger RNA from Musca domestica (house fly), 2019 nucleotides. Its product is annotated as monocarboxylate transporter 9. Lineage: Eukaryota; Metazoa; Arthropoda; Insecta; Diptera; Muscidae. The record is from RefSeq and is a predicted model, not a curated record. Gene Ontology annotation, biological process: monocarboxylic acid transport; transmembrane transport. Gene Ontology annotation, molecular function: monocarboxylic acid transmembrane transporter activity. The coding region runs from base 181 to 1752 and encodes 523 amino acids. The transcript is spliced from 5 exons.
AGUUGAAGUUGUCUUAUCAAUGUUAUCUCUUGCCACCCGCCUGCCUCCCACUUCCAGUCCAUUGAAAUUGUGGUGAAAACUCCCAUGAUGAAUGACAAUUAUUAGAGCUUGUCCAAAUUGUGAAAUGAUUCUCGAAAUCAUUUGUACUUAGACGUUGAUGCUGUUAGCAAAGGCCUUAGCAUGAAGUCGGGAACACGCUUAGAAGCACCUGAUGGCGGUUGGGGGAUACUCGUUUGCAUUGGCAUGGCAAUGCCUUUCGUGAGCGGUUUGGCAGCACUGCCAUCCUUUGGUUUGGUGUUCGGAGAUUUUCUUAAAAGUAUUGGAGCCGAGACGAGUGCCAUUGGAUUUAUAACUAGCGCUUUUUUCUUUUCGUUCAGUUUUGCGGGACUUUUUUCGGGGUCUCUGUUUAACCGUUUUGGAUUAAGGACCGUGGGUCUUUGGGGAGGAUUCCUGUAUUUCGGCGGCUCGCUGCUACAAAUUUUCGUCACAUCAACUAUUGGCUUGAUUUUUGCCUUUAGUCUGAUCCAGGGUGUUGGUUUUGGUCUCAUUGUACCCACAUCCUAUACCACCUUCAACAACUAUUUCGUCAAGAAGCGUAUAAUGUGGAUGAGCUUUUCCCAAUCGUUAAUUGGAUUGGGUUCUAUGUUUUAUCCAGUGCUCAUGCAAAAAUUUCUGGAGUGGUAUGGAUUUCGGGGAUGCCUUAUGGUUCUGGCAGCAAUAAAUUCUCACGCCAUUCUAGGCAUGCUUCUGAUGCAACCUGUAGAAUGGCAUAUGCGUGUUGUUCCUUGUACGGAUGAAGAAAUGCAAAAUCUCAACCAAAAUGAACCACUACCGGAGAAAACUCCCGAACAACCAAAGCCCUUAAGUGAAGUGAGUCACGAUAAGAACCAUUUAUCUGUAUCGACCUCCAAUAUAGGACCGCGAAAAUUAUCGAUUCAAAUGGAAAAAAUAUCAAGCCGUUGCUCCAGCAUUGCCAGUUUAGGCAAUUGGUCUGGCGCCAUGGUUGUGAGUGACGCCUCACCUGAAAUGCUCAACAUCAUAGGAUCGCGACGAGCAUCCACGGUUGUGUCAGCCCAAACGCACAGCAGCAUAGAUAAGAAGGAGACGAAAAAGUCUAAAUGGCAAAUCGUUGUUGAUUUUCUGGAUUUGACGUUGUUAAAGAAACCCAUUUAUGUCAAUAUCGUUUUGGGUAUAUCCUUCGCUUUAUAUUCGGAUAUUGCCUUUUUUACGCUGCAACCAUUGUAUAUGUUCGAGUUGGGUUUCAAUAAGCCGGACACAGCAAGCAUCAUUGCAAUCGGAGCGGCGGCAGAUUUGGGUUCGAGAAUAUUUCUAGCAUUUCUGGCCGUUUUCAUACAAGUGCCGUCCAGGUAUAUAUAUUUGGCUGGGUCCUUCUUCACAGUAUUAUCGCGUUUUGUAUUCCUCAAUGUAUCCAGCUUCAAGGGAAUGGCCAUAAUUACAGCGGUUAUGGGAUUCCUUCGUACUUGGAUUCAUGUGCCACUGCCGUUGAUUUUUGCCGAAUAUUUGCCCAAGGAAAGAUUUGCAACUGGUUAUGGACUAUUCAUGUUUAUGCAAGGCAAUGUUAUGUUUGCCGUUGGCCCAUUCGUUGGCUAUUUGCGAGAUAUGACCAAGGACUAUAUUCUUACCUUCCACUGUCUGAACUUCUUUAUGGGACUAUGUGCAUUUCCCUGGAUUUUAGAAAUUAUAUUUUUAAAGUUCCGCAGAAGAGAAAAGAUCCAGACAAAUGGUAUCUGAGUAUCUAGUUAUUCCAGUUCUAUCUAGAUAUAGUACAUAUCCAAAGAUGUAUAACAGCACUGACUAAUGUUAACAGUAUAAUAUACUGUAAACAUUUUUAAAAACAUUUAUGCUGUAAGUGUAUAAAAUUGUGAAUGCGAAUUGACAUAUAACAAUAUUUAAAUAUAAAUAAAAAAUGCGGUAGUAAUAAUAUUGUACAGGUGUAUACUGGAUAAUUUUUAUAUUAAUCGCUCCUGAACUAUAUGCAUUUACGACUGCUUUUCAUCU